GUACCGACGAACUAGCCUGGCAUGCACUUGUUGUUCUUUGUAGUAUGGCACUUUUACCAUCGCACACAUUUAGAUGUGGUCAAGACGCCGGCACUCUCAGCUUCUCUCGUAUAAACGACCUGACCCGGCACCAGCAACCCCUUACAGGCGAGUCGUCGGUCAUGCCCCCUCCCGAGUCGGCGGACAGUGCUAAGACAGGUAGCGAGACGAGUCAACCGGCCAGUAAUGUUCUCCAACAAGAGUUGUUAACGUCCAUCUCGACCAACCAAGGCUAUGGAGCUGAGGACCAAGUGGACACAACAAACAAUAUGCAACUCUCCGAUAUGCUGACUGGCUACUUUGGCGACGCGGGUGGUUCGCUCGGUUUUGUUCCUGGUGGUAACAUGCAUGACUUGGACGUUUUGAGGCAUUCCGGUCACGAGUCCAUCCCGGCAUUGGCGGGCCAGACCAAUUAUCUUGGAAGGCAGGAAUUUCAUUGCGACACUGCGGAUGUCUGCGUCACGCCAGCUGUGCCAGGAGGGAUGAACUCGGUAGCGCCAGAACAAGACUGGCUGAAGUGGCUAGAAGUGCCCAUUGAAGACGCACAUUUCGAUCCCCUUUAUUCUACCCACACGAAUGUCGCUAGUGAGGACGCCAUCCCCCAACACAUGAUCACUUCAGGACCACAGUCCGAGUCGCCAGCAUAUUCUCAUCGACACAUGCAACUUGCUCAAUCAUCAUUGAUUCAAGAUCAUGCUAGAUCUAUGGUUAGGAGUAUCGGGCACACAACACUGGGAUCACAUCGAAGCCAGAGUAUUGUAAAUGACAUGGCUGGUGCGCCCGUAGUUUGUGGAAAUUCCGACGCCCUCGCAAGAGUGCCAAGCACUACAUCAUGCAGUGACCUUCAAUGGUUAGGGUCACAACUUCCUCUUGCAGAUGACCACUUAGCAAUGAACUCAGCAGCUACCAACAUGAUGUCUUCCGGUAGUGCUGAUGGUAACGUCGCCAUUAGCCAGGAUCAGCAGCGGUGGCAGCAGCAGCAGCUGCAACAGCACUACAGAUUGCCAGGUGAUCUUGAGGGACACCAAGCCGCCACAGCUAACAUAACCAAAGUUUCCAUGGGGAACGCUGUCGGCUCGGAUGGGUUUCCUUCAUCUCACCGGGAUGCGCAUGCAAAUAGUUUUAUGUCCUCGGGGAUGCCUUCACAGCCAGUUAAUACCGUGACAGCUACAGGAAAUCACGAACAAGAAAAUAGCCACGUCAAACUGUCCCCGAGCGGUGGAUCUCUAACAUCGACGGAACGGCCAUUCAUAUGUGGUUAUGAAGGCUGCAAUCGCCGAUUCUCUCGCAGUUACACACUGCCCCGGCACACGCGUACGCAUACAGGCGAGAAGCCUCGUCAAUGUCAGAUUUGCAGGCGUUGCUUUUCAAGGCUGUAUCUCCUCACUGAGCACAUCCGUACCCAUACUGGUGAGAAACCCUUGAAGUGUCUACUGUGCGGGAAAGGGUUCGCCAGGUAUGGCACUAGGCGUCUACACAUGAUGGUGCAUCAUCGGGCAAAAUCAAGAUCAGAACCAGGUGUGAUGCACGGAGACUCUCUGGGUCUUGCUGCUACUCCUCCGCUUACAAAUAUGGUGAACUUCGCCUCACUUCCAGUAGUGAGUGCGACUGUACAGUUCUCUGCCGCAGCCACUGCGCCAACUAGUAGAGCAGCCUCUGUUACGCCUUCUAAUAGCACUGUUGCAUCGACUGUUACCACCACCACCACCUCCGCCGCUGCACAGGAAUAUGUGAUCAUGGCAACAUGUAACCAUGGCAUGCUAAUCCACGAUACAAGUACAGCAGCAACAGCAGUAACAACACCAUAUCCAGCAACAGCUGCAACAACACCAUACACAGCAACAGCAGUAACAACACCAUAUCCAGCAACAGCUGCAACAACACCAUACACAGCAACAGCAGUAACAACACCAUAUCCAGCGACAGCUGCAACAACACCUUACACAACAACAGCAGUAACAACACCAUGUCUAGCAACAGCUGCAACAACACCAUACACAGCAACAGCAGCAACAACAUCAUAUUCAGCAACAGCAGCCAGAACAGCAGCAGCAGUAGCACCAAAACCAGCCUCAUCUGCAUCUGAUUUCAACACCAGAGGCGAGUACUGGCAUGAAUUGUCAACCUGAAAUGCAUUGUGGUUCAUCAGCAAGCACCAAGGGGCAAAAGGCAUCUGCUAACCU
Sycon ciliatum is the source of this 2222-nucleotide messenger RNA. RefSeq names its product transcription factor Sp4-like. Bases 45 to 2168 code for a protein of 707 amino acids. NCBI's taxonomy places the organism in Eukaryota, Metazoa, Porifera, Calcarea, Leucosolenida, Sycettidae. The record is from RefSeq and is a predicted model, not a curated record. The transcript has a single exon.